Molecule: messenger RNA, 914 nt
Organism: Spea bombifrons (plains spadefoot toad)
Lineage: Eukaryota; Metazoa; Chordata; Amphibia; Anura; Pelobatidae
Gene: SPC24
Product: SPC24 component of NDC80 kinetochore complex
Exons: 6
Coding region: 239-838 (199 amino acids)
Source: RefSeq, a predicted model, not a curated record
UACGUUCUUUUUUUCACAAGUAAUUUCCAUUCUAUUUUAAUAAUAUUCAUUAAUUGCGAAAAAUAAACUCUCCUUAUAUAGUUUAGGGUGCCAAUUAUACCUGUCCUUUUAAUAUUGCAUAUUUUUUACCCAUCUAAAGUGAAAUCGAGGACAGUUGGCAGAUAUGACCGCAUAAAUAGGGACCCCGUCCUCGCCGCACCUUUCCUCUCUGGCCGGCGUUCCCGUUACGCCCGUAGUCAUGUUGCACGAGCAGAUAGAGGAGUACAUCGACGUGAGCCGGGAGAUUAUCAAAGUCAUGGUGUCGGAUACCGCAGCGGGGGUGCUGAAGAAGAGUCUGGAGCGUCAGGAGUCCAUGAUCGAUGCUCUCCUAGAAACCGAGACGGAGGCCUCACAGCUCAUCAGAGCUCUCAUGUCGGUGGAAGAAGAGGUGGCCCAGACCCUUCUGGACACGGAGGAAACGAAACAGAAAAGCUUAUCCAAACUGCAGAAAAUCGAGAAGGAGCUGCAGGACACGAGUGAGAAGAACAUGUCCCUGCAGACCAGCAUCAAAUUUUUACAAAAAGAGCUUGAAGACGUGAGGGCCAUGGAGAAGGAGAUUGCUGAGAUUCACCGAGAAGCCGAUGAAGAUACCACGGUGGUCAUACCGUCGGCACUGUAUUUGGCAAAACUGUUUCAUAACGUAACAAAGAUUGAUUGGGAUUACAGCUGCGACUCCACGCUCAUCAAAGGCAUCCACUAUGGAGGAGACAUUGCUCAGCCCAUCAGCAUUGACAGCACCCAGCACUCCAAGAUUUUCAUCUGUGACUACCUGUGGAGCCUUUUGUCCACCGAAUGGUGACAGCCCCACCACUACCUAUGUCUGGACAUAUAUUAGCCUUUAUCCUCCCCGAAUACAGAAGUGGAACACCUCCGCC